AUGAUGUCUUUAGAUGGCGGGAGGAGGAAGACGGCGUGUGUCACCGGAGGGAGCGGCUAUAUCGCCUCGGUGCUCAUCAAGACGCUUCUCGAGAGGGGCUACGCUGUCAAGACGACCGUCAGAGACCCCGAUGACAUGGAGAAGAACUCCCACCUCAAAGACUUGCAAGCGGCUGGUCCCUUGGAGAUCAUCCGAGCCGACCUGGACGAAGAAGGUAGCUUCGACGAUGCCGUAUCCGGCUGCGACUACGCCUUCCUCGUCGCCGCUCCGAUGAAUUUGCGGUCAUCGAAUCCCGAGAGAGACCUGAUCGAGGCCGCUGUGCAAGGAACUCUGAACGUGAUGAGGUCGUGCGCGAGAUCAGGGACGGUGAAGCGCGUGAUCCUGACGUCGUCGCUGGCGGCGGUGUCCCGGAGGCCGCUGGAAGGUGGCGGCCACGUGCUGGACGAGAGCUCCUGGUCCGACGUCGAUUACCUCAGAGCCAACAAGCCACCGACUUGGGCGUACGGGGUGUCCAAGGUGCUCUUGGAGAAGGCGGCGUGCACGUUCGCGGAGGAGAACGGCAUCAGCCUCGUCACGGUGUUGCCGGUGGUCACCUUGGGCGCGGCGCCGCUCUCCAAGGCCAGAUCCAGCGUCGCCAUCGCCCUCUCCCUGUUGUCUGGGGACGAGGCGCAGCUAGAGAUCCUGAAAGGCCUGCAAUCGUUCACCGGCUCAUUGCCGAUAAGCCACGUCGACGACCUCUGCAGCGCCGAGGUGUUCCUAGCUGAGAACGAGGCCUCGUCGGGGAGGUACAUCUGCUGCAGCCACAACACCAACCUCCAGCAGCUCUCCCGUUUCCUGGCAGACAAGUACCCGCAAUACGACGUGAAACCUGAACGCUUUGAUGGAUCCUCUGAGACGCCCAGUGUAUGUCAGUCCUCUGGAAGGCUUGUCGGAGAAGGGUUCGUGUUCAAGCAUGAUGACUUGGGGGAGAUACUCGACGAUGUCGUCGAGUAUGGAAGGGCUGCGGGGAUUCUGCCUUACUGA
Lolium rigidum is the source of this 1023-nucleotide messenger RNA. RefSeq names its product anthocyanidin reductase ((2S)-flavan-3-ol-forming)-like. Gene Ontology annotation, molecular function: oxidoreductase activity, acting on the CH-OH group of donors, NAD or NADP as acceptor. The coding region runs from base 1 to 1023 and encodes 340 amino acids. The transcript is spliced from 6 exons. The record is from RefSeq and is a predicted model, not a curated record. NCBI's taxonomy places the organism in Eukaryota, Viridiplantae, Streptophyta, Magnoliopsida, Poales, Poaceae.